GGGGUGCGGUGGUGGAGAGCGGUAUGCGGCAAAGGGCUGCCCUAUUGUCUUACACCCUUCCCACCAGGAGACUAGGGUGGGCCUGGGAUCCCACAGGACUUUUUUUGGGUGACCAGAGUAGCUCCACGACCCGCUGUUUGCUCGUGGAAAGGAGAUCUUGUAGCUACGCAGGAUGGGAGCAAUGGUGAAGCAGAUGCUCCCUUCCAAAAUGACUUUCCAAGCCCUGUUUUUGAGUUUAUUUUGUGUUGUGCUCGGAAAGGCAAAUGUGAUUACUCAAACUGAACACAUGAAGGUGAAUGAGGGCGACAUUGCGACUCUCAGUUGUACCCUGACAGAGCCCGAGGAUGUUCUGCAAGUGACCUGGCAGAAGGACUCUGAAAAAACACACAAUAAUAUAGCUACGUACAGCACCCUGAAAGGAUUAAAGAUCCAUGAGCCCUACCAAGACCGGAUGAAUUUCACAAGUCUGGUACUCAAUGACACAAGCAUCACUUUCUGGGCUGCGAGACUGGAUGAUACAGGGUGUUACACGUGCCUCUUCAACGUCUUCCCUCGUGGCUCCUUGUCGGGACGGACCUGCCUGAGUGUCUUUGGUCUCAGUGCAUCUGUCCACUAUAACAUUUCCGAAGGUCAUUUGAUAGCCAUCUGUAAUGCUGUUGGCCUCCCAGAGCCCACCAUCAGCUGGAACAACCUGUUCAAUUACACCCCUACACAGGAGAGGGUCAGGCACACCAACGGGGUAGUGUCCAUCACCAGUAAACUGGAGAUCUCUGACUCUCAGAGCAUCAGUAAGCAGGACUUGACCUGCAGAGUAAGCAACAAGAAUGAAGAAAUGGAAUUGCCCAUAAAAAUCAAAAACGAAGAGGGAUUCUCAUUCCUGGGUCUGAUGAUUGCUCUGGGUAUUUUACUUGUCAUCUUGGUCCUGAUUCUGAUCACUCUGAGGUGGAGGAAGAGGAUAUGCAAGAGGACCUAUGGCGGAUACUAGAGGAUUGCCAUUCAUCUUACCUGAUCAUUGUGGCCUGGCAGCCUGAAGUCAAUAUUAAAAGCAGUGACUUCCAUGGCUAGAAAGUAGCAGUGAUAGAAGGAAAAUGCAUCAGGACCAGAGCACUGCACUGUCUAGAUGGCAUGUUCAUCACUGAAAGACUAGCACAAUGCUUGCUCUCCGUUAAUCACAAGAAGCAGGACUAGAGGGAACGCGUAGUCCACCUUCUGCAGCCAGGCAACAUCUGCUAUGCUUGUACCAAUCUUGGUACCUCCAGUCUCCAAAUGUAUUUGCCUUCUUCCCAUGGAAGUUUGAAGAUGUCCAGGGAUGGAGGCUCUGUGAGCUCUCUGGGGAUCCUCUUCCAGUACUUAAUUGAUCUCAGUAGAGAGAUGGGGGUGGGGUGGGGGGUAUUUUUGCUAAUUGCUGUCUGCAGUUUCACUUGGUGUAACUCCUCAUUCAUCUCCUUCCUGAUAUCACCUUUUCUUCUUUCUUAUCCAGCUGAUGCAACUCCCUUUCCUCAGUGAGUGUGCAACAACUGUAUUUCUGAGUUGUCUCUAGGGACCAAAUCUGCCAAAAAUUGUUGGUAAAAGGUCAAUAGGGUCCAUGGCAGGUGACAGAUUAGAAGCAGUAGCAACCACAGUUGAGAAAGAAGUGUUUUAAGUAAUUUAUUUUAUUUGACUUUUCUUUUAAAUCCCACUUCUUUGCUGUGUUUUUCAUUUGUUAAUUUUUUUAAAUAUAUUAUUUAAUAUAUAAGUGAUCUGAAGCAAAAUCCAGUAGUGGAAAUAUUAGAUACUCUUUACCUUUUCUAUUUUGCUGUCAUUCUCUCUCUGUCUUUCUGCUACAGUGCUGUUAACCCAGCCUGUUCCUUGCUUAGCUUUCAGAUUGCAUGGACUAGCCUCCUCCGUUGUCCUCAUGGUCAUCUUAUACACUGCUUAGAAUAGUCUCCCCGUCUUCAUCUUUUCUUGUUGUAUUUAAGCACAAACAAAUUAUUAUGCUGGCCUAAAUAAUUUUUCCCAUACUUGGACUUUGUCAUGUGGGAUGUUUUGCCAUGAGAUAACUACCUUGCAUCACUACUGAGGAUUUAAUGGUAUCAGUGGGAAGUUUUACAGAAGCUGAAUUUACUACUUCGCCAUGUUUUUAGUAGCGAAUAAAGACUCCGUGUUACUCAUACAAGCUGCCACAGGUAAGACUGGAACCCUUCUCUCCCUUUUUUUAAUUAUUUAUUUUUUUGACUUUUUUUCCCCCUAAAUGCCUACCCAUGUCUGCUGGUAUGAUCAUUUCCAGGCUUACUUCUCUGGUUGCCUGUCCCACCUGUUCACUCUGCUGCAGCACAUGGUUGUGAGAGCAGGCUCCCGGACAUUGCAUUUCAGUUCAUGUAGGAGGCCAAUGCCUAAGCAUGCCCACUGCCUCCUGAGUCCUCACUGGACCCCUGUGCCUAUUUCACAGCAUGAACCUUGCUAAAAACAAGCCUACCUCUGGGCGUGCCAACUUUGUGGCCCAUUUUACUAACAGCCAGGAGGACUGCAGGGUUCCUCCAGUAAGUUCUGUUCUACUCCAAAUGCUGAUGUUUAAGGUGUUGCUCAGUCUUUGUUCCAUCUUAAUAUUUGCCAAUGUAUUGGGAUCACUGCCAGUCUUUUGGGUUUGAUAACCCUUUGCUUGUGCACCUGAAGUACUCUGUCUCAUGAAGCAUGUGGUGUUUUGGUUUCUGCUGUCUCCCAGAUGUGUGAAAUAGCUGAGACUGGAAGGAAGCUCUGGAAGCACCUGGCGCUAGUCUUAGCCAACUGUAUAAACCACCUGUUUAAAAAAUCAACAGAGAAGGUUUGACAGCUGUGAGACUUGUGGCCAAUUCAUUCAGAACAGAAUUUUUGUUCUGAACUAGCCUGGUCAGAGUACUGCCAUCCAGAGUGGCUGCCUCUCAAGGGUCUGGCAAAACUUUGUGCGUGCUCAUGUCCACAUGUAUUAUUGAGAGCAUGAGGGGUGAUAUUUUCUGUGCAGGUGCAAUAUGUGUUAUUUAUUUAUUUCAUUUUUUUCCUAGCAAAAAAUAUCUGAUCCACUCCAAACACUAACUGGUCUGUAUUUUUCUGCUUGUAGAUUUGAGAUACCAGAAACUCUUCCUUCUAAGUUGGGCUUUUUUGUAGUCUCGAUUUGCACUUUCCUUCUUUUCUGUACAGAAAGCAGGGGAGUUUUAAGGGUUUUUUUUUUUUUAAUUUUUUUCAAGUGAAAUAAGUUUUGAGAUGAAUUUACAUAAGUAUUUUUAACCACAGCACCUGCAGUUUGCUUCAGAUUUGAAAAUUUCUUUGGUUAAUCAAAUGUAUAUUUUUAGCGGAGUCUCAUGUUUGUUGCUUAUUUAUUCUUUAUGUGAAGUUGUAUCCAUUACUUAUGUAUUGACUGUCCUGCUUUGUGUAUUUGCCUUUGCUGAAAAGAAGCCAAAUAAAGUGACUUUGAAAGUAA
Molecule: messenger RNA, 3433 nt
Organism: Cygnus atratus (black swan)
Lineage: Eukaryota; Metazoa; Chordata; Aves; Anseriformes; Anatidae
Product: OX-2 membrane glycoprotein-like
Exons: 6
Coding region: 173-985 (270 amino acids)
Biological process (GO): regulation of immune response; negative regulation of macrophage activation
Molecular function (GO): cell-cell adhesion mediator activity
Source: RefSeq, a predicted model, not a curated record